Molecule: messenger RNA, 786 nt
Organism: Cuscuta campestris
Lineage: Eukaryota; Viridiplantae; Streptophyta; Magnoliopsida; Solanales; Convolvulaceae
Source: the annotation of a GenBank genome assembly
CAUAAAUUUUCAUUAUUUUGUGUAUCAUUUUAGAAAUUAUGUUUCAGGUGCCUCUAUUUCAACACAUGGAUGAUUUGGUCCUUGAGAACAUAUGCGACCGGGUGAAAUCCCUUAUAUUCACAAAGGGAGAAAUAAUAACAAGAGAGGGCAACCCCGUGGAGAGAAUGUUGUUUAUAGUGAGAGGUCAUCUCCAAAGCAGCCAAUUACUACGAGAAGGCGUGCGAAGUUGUUGCAUGUUAGGACCGGGAAACUUUAGUGGCGACGAGCUGCUAUCGUGGUGUCUUCGACGGCCAUUUGUAGAGCGUCUACCGCCAUCCUCCUUCACGCUGGAAACCCUAGAGGCGACUGAGGCAUUUGGACUUGAUGCCCAUGAUGUGAAGUACGUGACACAACACUUCCGACACACAUUUGUGAAGGAGAAAGUGAAGAGAAGUGCAAGGUAUUACUCUCCUGGGUGGAGAACAUGGGGAGCUGUUGCCAUCCAACUCGCUUGGCGAAGAUUUAAACAUCACUUGACACUUACCUCUCUUUCCUUCAUUAGGCCGAGGAGACCUUUGUCUAGGUGCUCCUCACUUGGAGAAGAACGACUUAGACUAUAUACAGCUUUGUUGACUUCCCCCAAGCCUAAUCAGGAUGACUUUGAUUUCUAAGUACUCUUCUUAGCUAUCUAUUUCCUUUCAUUUUCUUGACUAAAAAUACAUGUAUGCUUGAGUUCGUAUUAUACUAGUACGUGUAAGAGUUUAUUCUGGAUUUAGAAAACACAAAAAAUAAAAAUGUUAUAUAUUU